GCUGGGCGCCUGGUUGCGGCGCGGGCGGGGACGCGAUGCCGCCGCCGCCGCCGCAGCCGCCUCCUCGCCGGCCUGGGCUGCGCCGCCGGGGCUGAGUCGCCGCCGCUGCCGGAGCCACGAGCCGAAGGGCCGCCGGGCGCGCCCGCAGCGCAGGAGGAUGGGCUGUGGCGGGAGCCGGGCCGAUGCCAUCGAGCCCCGCUACUACGAGAGCUGGACCCGGGAGACCGAGUCCACCUGGCUCACCUACACCGACUCGGACGCGCCGCCCAGCGCCGCGGCCACCGACAGCGGCCCCGAGGCGGGCGGCCUGCACGCGGGUGCGCUGGAAGAUGGACUGUCCUCCAAUGGUGUGCCCCGAUCUACAGCCCCAGGUGGACUCUCCAACCCAGACAAGAAGAUGAGCAGUGGGACCCAGUGCCCGAAUCCCCAGAGCCUCAACUCAGGCCCUCUGACCCAGAAACAGAAUGGCCUCCGGAGCACGGAGGCUAAAAGAGACGCUAAGCGAAUGUCUGCAAAAGAAGUCACCAUUAACGUUCCAGACAGCAUCCGACAGGUGGACAGAAACCGAAGAAUGGCGAAGAACUGCGUUAACUAGCAGGGCAGACGGACUUCUCUGUGCCCUCCACGUGUUGGACCCCACCAAGGAGACUCGAAGAAGUGGGUGGCCCUUGCUGGAUGUGAAGAACGCUGCUGCCUUGAGAGACUGUACUUGGCAGCCCAGUGCCUACCUGGGCUUCGGGGACAUUCCCAGCCUCCCACUUACCACGUAGCUGUGUCAGCACAGCACUUGAAUAGGGUACCAAGCUGCAAGUUUGCCAAGUGCGGUUUGCCUCUUUGCAGCUCCUGAGUGUGGUUUGCUGUAAAAGUGGUGAGUGCAGCCACGGGGGGCGGCUGAAACAAAGUAAGAAUAGGUUCCCUGGUGAGAGAUGCUCCCGUGGGUUCUGAGCGCUCCUGCCUGGGCUCAUGCGCACUGUUUCGGGUCAGCUCAUUCUUUCGUUCUUUCUUCCUUUCUGAAUACUGCCAUCAGAGUACUGAAUACUGCGUUCACUUAAAAGUUGUCUUUCAGGCUCUCUUCCUCGGCGCUGCCUGCAGAGGUGGCAGCCAUUUGUUACUGGGCAUCAUGGCUGCCCUCAGACCUUUGGUGAAGCCCAAGAUCG
Messenger RNA from Lutra lutra (Eurasian river otter), 1157 nucleotides. RefSeq names its product BAALC binder of MAP3K1 and KLF4 (gene BAALC). The coding region runs from base 158 to 595 and encodes 145 amino acids. Gene Ontology annotation, cellular component: cytoplasm. The transcript is spliced from 3 exons. The record is from RefSeq and is a predicted model, not a curated record. NCBI's taxonomy places the organism in Eukaryota, Metazoa, Chordata, Mammalia, Carnivora, Mustelidae.